Oncorhynchus mykiss (rainbow trout) is the source of this 9752-nucleotide messenger RNA. Lineage: Eukaryota; Metazoa; Chordata; Actinopteri; Salmoniformes; Salmonidae. The record is from RefSeq and is a predicted model, not a curated record.
AAAAAGAGGGGGCAGAGCUAUUGAAUAGGAUAACAGUUCAUGCAGACCCAGUGGGAAGGACAGACGGAAGAGACCAGCAUCCAGCACAGAAUGGCAGAGACGCAGAACUGUCAGGGUGAAGAUCCCGAUAAAAUGACGAAAAUCUGCGAGAAAUGCGGCGGUCGCGCAGGUAGAAGACGGGGGAUAGCGCCCGUCUCACAUGUGGGAACCAUUGAAGUUUGAAAAAUGAGGGUAAAGAAGAAUACUGAAGUUUUGAUACUUGGAAAAUGGUUUGUUAUCUGGGUGGCCCACCAAAUCGAUGACUAGGGGGAUCGGAGUAAUCAAGGCUUAAUCAAGACAUGGACUGACUGCCUGUUCCAUUCCCUCCCCAUGAAGUAAGAAGACAGCUAUACCCCAUUCUACUGGACAUUGAAGUGGAGACAGCUGCUUUGUCAUCAAGAUGGCGGCGUUGAUUUGGGAGCUAAUUGGAUUUUUGAAAAGCUGACUGGAUUUUUCAGGAUUUUAUUUUACUGGAUAAGAUGCAUCAAUUGGAAUUACAUCAAACUUUGACAUGGACUCUUGUGCUUUGGAUGUGCUGGCAAUUCUUUGGACUCAAUUGUUUGAAUAUUGUAAUGGUUUCCUUUACUGGGUUCAGUUACACUACUUUUUCUACUUCUGUGAUUUCCUAAUAGGAUGUUAUUUAUGUUAAAUAAAACAUUGCAAUUUUCACUAUUCUGACUUUCUUUCAUUGAUCAAUAUGCUACCCAAGAAUGUUACAGGACUUGUCUUUUCGCUAAAUGUGAAAAUUCUCUCCAGCUGAAUCAAUUUUACUCAAAUGUAAUCCAGUUUCUGGUAUUUUCUUGGGCUUCCGAUUUACUCCUGUUUACUGGAAGGUAUGAUACGUUUGCCUUGUACAAUCUAAAUUGACAUUUAGUGCUAGCUAAAUUAGGCCCACUAACUUUAAAUAAGAUCUGGAGAAUUGGAGGGUAAACGCAAGUAAUACUUUACACAACUUUUUAUUUUGUGAACUUUUACACCUAUUACGCAAGUUUUUUUGCUCAAGUGUUUACGCUACUUGUCUCGAGCAAUACUUAACAAUGUAGCAACUUUUUAAAACUAUUUAUAUCCCGGGUUAAUUUAAUUGACCAGUUUAUUACUUCCUACACUUUUGUAGGACUGUAAUGUAUUCACAAUCCGACUCGUAAUUGGCGCAAACAUUUAUUUUUAAAUUUAAGUAAGUCAAAUGAAAGGGUAUGGCUUCUAGUGAUCAACGCAUUCCAUGGUGAAUGAAGGGGCUGGCUAAUCUAUACAGUAAUACUCUGCAUUUCUACAUAGCUCUACAUAAUACACAGUUGAAACAGCUUUUGGCAAAAACUGAAAUGGUGGCCAAGGCUCUGCCUCUAAAAUGGCUCCUGAAGUCAUACUUCCUGUCUGAGCAGGAAGUGAUGGGUCUUAGUGUUUAAUUAUUUUUGUACAAAUAUUACCCUUAUUGAUAAAUAAUAUAUAUGGAUAUGACUUUGGCAAAGGCUAUCCUCUUGAAGUGAUGCAACUUUUUAUGAAAUAAAAAUGUAAUAUAGGUUUGCCGUUUUUAUACAAAAUAAAGGGGGUGGGACUUUGGGACAUCACCUGAGUGUGGGGUAAAUGGAAAUAACGUCAAUCAAAGGCAAAGCUUUCAGAGCUAGGAAGGAGCUCUAGAUGGCGGAUGAGCCUUGGGAAGGGGAACAAUUCAUUGGGCUUUCGUCAGCCCUUUUUCUUUUUCAUGAAAUCAAGCUGGAAUAUGCCGCUCUAUGAAUAUUUUUUUUAUUUAAAAUAAAAACUAGUACUAUAGUGAACAGUAGAUUAGGUUUACUGCUUUUAUUAGUUUUUCGUCGUGUAUAUCGGUUUUACUGAGUGUAUGCGCGAGUCGUUGUCUUCUCUGCCUAGGUCUGGCAGCCAUGGCGCGCCUCCAUUUUUCGUGUGCUCUGUGAAGAGCUCUAGCCUUUCGUCUCACGAUCACUUGUGUUGACGCUUCAAUAUCCUAUUAAUGUCUUUUCCCCUAAUGUUUAUUUUCAUUCAACCUUUUUUUUAUAUAUACCUUUUUUUGGGGGUAAUGAGUAUUAUAUAGUCUAUAGCCUAUUUUGCGGAUGUGAAUCUAAUACUUCAUUAUACCUUACUGUACAUGGAAUAGGUAUGUUUACAUUUUUAUAAUGCCUACAAUCGAUUUAAUUUUUAUUUAUCACAUUUUGGUCGUCCUUUGUCUGAUGACGCAGUUAGAAUUAGUGCAUGUGGCUCGGUCGGUGGAUCUAAUUGUAAUUCUCAACACUUGGCUUUUUAAUUACAGGAUGUCAUCAGUUGUCAUUUAUCCAUCGAUAAUUUAUAUAUUAAUAUAUGUCCAAUUUAAACGCCUGACACAACGUUGUCUUAUUUCGUAACGUCAAGGAUUUUACUGUCCUCUGAGAAACACUAUCUUAUGGGACUUUUAUGAUAGUUCAUCACUCUUCUAACUUUUGACAGCAAAUACCAGCACAUAAGACCAUCAAAUCCAACGUUUUCAAGAUAAAACUAUGAUGAAGAAUAAGAAUAAAAAGCAAGAAGAUGAAGGUUCGACUCAAAGCAAUGCAUCAAGCAAUUCGGCCUCAGAAGAAUCGAACCACUCUGGGUUGGAGUCUGGGAGUCAGUCGGAGAGUGAGCACGGCAGGGAGAGGAGAAGAUUGCACCACUCAGGAGAGUCCAACAGCUCUUCUGAAUCUGGGAGCCAGUCCGGGUCUGAGAGUGAAUCCCAGCAGGCCUCGGCAGAGGUCAAGGACAGACAACCAGUUAAAAAGAAAGACAAUCUGUCAGAUGUGAAGAAGAUGUGGGAAGAGCAUCCAGAUGUCUAUGGGGUCAGGCGAUCAAAUCGCAGUAGACAAGAACCUGCUCGUCUCAAUAUUGGAGCUGGGGGUAGCAGUGACUCCGAAGGUGAAAGUCCUAAAAGAAAAGCAUCACGACAGAAGAAGAAAGAAAAUACCUGGAAAAGUGAUGAAUCGGAUGAUGAUGAUGAUGAUGAUGAGGAGGAGGAGGAUGCCAGCAGUGCAGACAGUGAGCAGGAAGAGAAAAAAGUUAGAUCCAGACGACUUCCUGCUAGAAGACCAAAGAACAAAUCAUCUACAGUCAAAAAACAGCAGCCUCCAAAGGGAAGGAAAACCAGGAAACAAGAGUCAUCUGUGGAGGAAGAUGAUGACGACGACGAUGAUGAUGAUGAUGAUGAUGAUGACGAAGAUACCCCAAAGAGACAAACCCGGCGAAGGGUGUCUGCUAAAGUCAGUUACAAGGAGGACCAAAAUGACUUUGAGACUGACUCUGACGACCUGAUAGAGAUGGAGGGAGCUGAGGUGGAGCCGGAAGAUGACAGCGAGACCAUUGAGAAGAUCAUGGAUACCAGGACAGGCAAAAAAGGAGCCUGCGGGGCUUCCACUACCCAGUAUGCUGUUGAGGAAAAUGGGGACCCAGGAGCCGACUUUGACCCAGAGAAGGAUGAGGGAGAGAUCCAUUACCUGAUCAAGUGGAAAGGCUGGUCCUACAUCCACAACACCUGGGAGAGCAUCGACUCCCUCACUCAACAGAAGGUCAAGGGACUCAAGAAACUAGAUAACUUCAAGAAGAAGAACGAUGAGCUCACUGCUUGGUUGAGCAAAGCAUCCCCUGAGGAUUCAGAAUAUUACAACUGCCAGCAAGAGCUAACCACUGAUUUAAAUAAGCAGUUCCAUAUUCUGGAGAGAGUCAUUGCGACUAAAACCGGGAAGACACAGGGUCUCUCGGAUUUUCCUUCUCACAGCCACAAGAAUGGUGCUUCUUCCAAUGAGCCAGAGUACCUGUGUAAGUGGAUGGGCCUGCCUUAUUCAGAGUGCAGCUGGGAGGAUGGAGCUCUGCUGGGGAAGAAGUUCCAGCACUGUAUAGACGGCUUCAUCAACAGGAACUCCAGUAAAACAGUCCCCUCCAAAGACUGCAAAGUGAGUGAGGUGUUGAAACAGAGGCCCAGAUUUGUUGCACUAAAGAACCAGCCAUCGUACAUUGGGGAUGAGAACCUGCAGCUGAGAGAUUACCAGUUAGAUGGACUGAACUGGCUGGCUCACUCCUGGUGCAGGUGCAAUAGUGUGAUCCUGGCUGAUGAGAUGGGUCUGGGGAAAACCAUCCAGACCAUCUCGUUCUUGUCCUACAUGUUCCACCAGCACCAGCUGUAUGGGCCCUCCCUGGUGGUGGUACCCCUAUCCACCCUCACCUCCUGGCAGAGAGAGUUUGACACCUGGGCCCCCGAUAUGAACGUGGUGGUCUACUUGGGAGACGUGAUGAGCAGGAAAUCGAUCCGUGACUAUGAGUGGGUAUGCCAUCAGACGAAGAGAAUAAAGUUCAAUGCACUUAUAACCACGUAUGAAAUUCUACUGAAAGACAAGGGGGUGUUGGGGAACAUAAACUGGGCUUUCUUGGGUGUGGACGAAGCUCACAGGCUAAAGAAUGACGACUCCCUGUUGUACAAAACCCUGAUCGAGUUCCGGUCCAACCACAGACUUCUUAUCACAGGGACACCACUGCAGAACUCUCUCAAAGAGCUGUGGUCCCUUCUGCACUUCCUCAUGCCUGACAAGUUUGAAAAUUGGGAAGAUUUUGAAAGUGAGCAUGGUAAAGGGACUGACAAUGGCUACCAGAGCCUUCACAAAGUCCUUGAGCCCUUCCUCCUGAGGCGUGUAAAGAAGGAUGUGGAGAAAUCCCUGCCUGCCAAGGUAGAACAGAUCCUCCGUGUGGACAUGUCUGCUGUGCAGAAGCAGUACUACAAGUGGAUUCUGACCAGGAACUUCAGAGCCCUGCAGAAAGGCACCCGAGGCAGCUCCUCUGGCUUCCUCAACAUCGUCAUGGAGCUGAAGAAGUGCACUAACCAUGGUUUCCUCAUCAAACAGCCUGAGGAAGAGUGUGACACUCCACAGGAGCACCUGCAGGCGUUGGUGAGGGGCAGUGGGAAGCUGGUUCUUCUGGACAAGCUACUGACCAGACUUCGGGACAGGGGCAACAGAGUCCUCAUCUUCUCCCAGAUGGUGCGCAUGUUGGACAUCCUGGCUGAGUACCUGGCCCUGAAGCGCUACCCAUUCCAGCGCCUGGAUGGCUCCAUAAAGGGAGAAAUACGAAAACAAGCACUUGACCACUUUAAUGCUGAAGGUUCUGAGGACUUCUGUUUCCUGCUGUCCACAAGAGCUGGAGGUUUGGGUAUCAACCUUGCCUCUGCAGACACUGUGGUCAUCUUUGACUCUGACUGGAACCCUCAGAAUGACCUGCAGGCUCAGGCCAGGGCUCACAGGAUUGGCCAGAAGAAGCAGGUGAAUAUCUAUCGCUUGGUCACAAAGGGAUCUGUGGAGGAAGACAUUAUUGAGAGAGCCAAGAAGAAGAUGGUUUUGGACCAUCUUGUAAUUCAGAGAAUGGACACCACUGGCCGAACUGUAUUGGAUAACAACUCCGGAAAUUCAAACUCCAACCCAUUCAAUAAAGAUGAGCUGACUGCCAUUCUGAAGUUUGGAGCUGAAGAUCUGUUCAAAGAGGCAGAAGGGGAGGAGACUGAACCUACGGAGAUGGAUAUUGAUGAGAUCUUGCGGUUGGCUGAAACCAGAGAAAGUGACCAGGGAUCAAGUGCCACAGAUGAGCUUCUCUCUCAGUUCAAGGUGGCCAACUUCUCCAACAUGGAGGAGAGUGCUCCAGAGAUGGUGGAGCGGAUGGUGCCUGACUGGGACGACAUCAUCCCGGAGGACCAGCGGCGGAGGCUGGAGGAGGAGCAGAAGCAGAAGGAGAUGGAGGACAUCUACAUGCUGCCUAGAAGCAGGAGCUCCAAUAAGAGGGCCCAAGCCAACGACAGUGACAGUGACGUUGGCUCCAAGCUGAAGCACCGCUCCUCGGGCUCCGAGAGCGAGACGGACGACAGCGGCGAUGACAAGAAGCCAAAGAGGAGAGGCAGGCCCAGAGCCCGCAAGAACAACGUGGAGGGUUUUACUGAUGCAGAGAUCCGCAGGUUCAUCAAGGCUUAUAAGAAAUUUGGAGCUCCGCUUGAAAGGCUGGAGGGCAUUGCCCGGGACUCAGAGCUGGUGGACAAAUCCCAGGCAGACCUGAAGAGACUGGGCGAGCUGAUCCAUAGCAGCUGCGUGACGGCUGUCCAAGAGCAUGAAGAGCACCUCAGAGAGAAUCCCAGUGAAGCCAAAGGCCCUGGGAAGCGCAGAGGUAUUAACAUCAAGAUCUCAGGAGUGCAGGUCAAUGCCAAGUCCAUCAUUCAGCACGAGGAGGAGUUUGAGCCACUGCACAAAGCUGUGCCAGCUAAUCCUACUGAGAGAAACCAAUUCCAACUGACCUGCAGAGUGAAGGUGCCUCACUUUGACGUGGACUGGGAUCUGCAGGAUGACACUCAACUGUUGCUGGGGGUCUAUGAGCAUGGCUACGGAAACUGGGAUCUGAUGAAGACCGACCCCGAUCUCAAACUCGCAGACAAGAUUCUCCCAGAUGACCCAGAGAAGAAACCUCAAGGGAAGCAGUUGCAGGCCAGAUCAGACUACCUUCUGAAGAUGCUGAAGAAAGAAGCGGACUGUAAAGAUGUUACUAAGGAGGAGGCCAAAGUGAAGAAGAGGAAGCCUCGGGUGAAGAAAGAGAACAAGGCCCCUAAAGAUGAACAGGGCAAUGACAUCUCCUCCCCCCGCAUGUCAGACAACCCCUCAGAGGAAGGGGAGGUGAGGGAUGACGGGACUGAAAAAACUCCCACAAAGAAGAGGCAGAAGAAAAAGGAUAACAAAGAGAACAAAGAAAAACACGGAACUCCUAAAAAAGAGAAGGACGCGGACAAAGACAAAAAACGUCCAAAGCCAAAAAAAGAAAAGGCAAAAGGAGCUAAAGGGAAGAAGCCCCAGGGGCCGGUCCACAUUACUGCUGGGAGUGAUCCUGUUCCCAUCGGAGAGGAGGACGAUGAGCUGGACCAAGAGAACUUCAGCAUAUGUAAGGAGCGCAUGAGGCCGGUGAAGAAGGCCCUAAAACAGCUGGAUAAGCCUGACGAGGGCCUGUCUGUUCAGGAGCAGCUCCAACACACACGCACCUGCCUGCUGAAGAUAGGAGACCGCAUCACUGAGUGCCUUAAAGCCUACAGCGACCCAGAGCAUGUCAAAACAUGGCGUCGGAACCUCUGGAUUUUUGUGUCUAAGUUCACAGAAUUUGGAGCGAGGAAGCUUCACAAGCUGUACAAGAUGGCUCAGAAGAAGCGGUCUCGGGAGGAGGAGAAGGAGCAUAGAAAAAAGGGGGAUGACCCGUCAGGCAGGAAAAAGACUUUCCGAGCAGAGGCGUCUGGUUCCAGUCGAGACUCCACCGGCACCCAGCCAUCGUCCAAGUCUCAUCCAGGCAUGCCCCACCCCUCUCCAACGUCCCCCCAUGGUCCCCACAGAGAAGGCUACAACCAGUCCAACAAGCGACACUUUGGAAAUGAUGAUCGAGGAGAUUGGCAGCGAGAUCGUAAAUACAACUACCCUGGAAAUAGCAACCAGCCCUGGCAAAGCGAGCGGCAUCAUCCAUAUGACGCCCAUCGGUAUAAGGACCAUCACUAUGGUGACCGUCGUCCGCGUGAAGACUCCUACCGCAGCAGCUCUAGUAGUUACCGUAGUGGCGGCAGCAGCAGCUCCCCUCGGAAGAGGCCGUAUGACCAGUAUGACAGCGACCGAGAACACAGGGACCGUCGUGCCUAUUACGACAGACAUCCAGACUCAAAGCGGAGACGCGGCGAUGACUUCCGUCCUCCCCAAGAUUUCAGGGGGAGUGGAGGCCAUCCCCAAGACUUCAGGGUGAGGAUGCCAGAGCAUAGGGGGCCCCCGGGGCCAGCAGGGCCAGAACACUUCACCCGGCCCUAUCCAGACAACAAACCCCCCCCCCUGCUGGACCCACGCUCCCCACAGGCGCAGAAGUCCCCCCAGGACUCACGCUCGCCAACUGCAGAGCGGACUGCAGAGCAGAAAGCAGCUGCGGCUGAUUUAAACUGGAACAACAGGAAGACAUGAGGACUGUCGCUGAAGGACAAUGUGAGUGUAUUUUGUUCAGGUGAUGAACACAGUGUGAACUCCACAUGCUGCUGAAGGACAGGUCUGGGCUGGCUAGACUCACUGGUUUGCUUGGCCUGACACACCCUCAGUCGCAAAUACUCUGUUUACCAGCAAACACCAAACUCCAAACCCCUCCUCCGGGUGUGACUGUGGUAGUGAACUGUCUGUGCCCAUAUUGAAAUCUAUUACAGAUGUUUUUUUUAGUUUUUUUUAGAUGAAAUGACAGGUGAUCAGUCAGUGUUAGUGGUGAGUCUGUAAAAUGCCUGUGGAUCACUAGUCCCAUGGACUAUUAUCUGGGGAAAGCUUACAAUGCCUAAAAGGUUGAUGUUGACUGAUCUUGGAACAUAAAAGUGCCUACAGUAUUUGGCCUUUUUGACUGUUAGAGGUAUGGGAUUAUUCCCAAAGGAACCAUGACUUUGAUUUUCUUUUUUGUGUUUAGCUUCAUGCCAUUAUGAUGUCCAUAGGAAAUGUUUCUGUAAAAAUGUUAUAUUUAUCAUGUCACCCUCACCUUCAGAUGUUUAUGAAUCUUAAUGUUGAGUUGGUCGUGCAACUAUCAUCAUUUCAUAAAGAGAUGCACCUUCUUCCCCAAAUCCAAAUGGGAGUGCAUCCGUAUGUCUAAAUUGAAGUGGAGAAUAGUAAGUUAGUCAGCUUGCCAGUACCUAGUCCUCAGAAUGACUAUUUAAAAGGUUUUAAUGAGCAUUUCUCAUUACUGUUGAUAAUCAUUCUUCUGAAAAGACAUUCAUCAUUGCAAGUUUCUUUAAGUUGAUAAAAACCACUUACUCGCUGAUAAGUUGAGGACCUAAUGAAAGGACAACUUUCUAAGCAGUAUUUAAGGUAAUUCAUUGUGCAAAGGUUCAAAAGAACACUAUGACUAUGUUUAAGCUAUCCCUAAUAACAUUUUAUUUGUAGAUGUGCAAAGAAUGAAGCUAUUUCAACCAUAUUUCUGUGUCUUAUGUAUGAAUGGUACUUUUGCAUCUUACAUUGCACUAGAAGUACUGCACUCUACCGCUUUAUUCCACCCAUAAAAGUAUUGAACGAUGUUUGAGAAGACUGGAAAUAAUUUUCUCUUUCUCUAAAGUUAAAAGAUUGCUGUCGCUGGGAAUCAAACAAUGUAACUAACUUCUGGUAAAUUUUCAAAGGGACAUUUGAGUGUUUACGGAUGUGGUUGAUGACAAGCUGUUAUUGGUCAAUCUGGUUCAGUGCCAAACCAGAGACUGGCCCUGCUCUGGUUCUUAUGAUUUCUGGUGUUUUGGUGUGCUUCUCCAUUUGUGCCUUAUUUUUGUGUAUAUUUUCAUACUGUAUAUGGGUUCAUGUACAUUAGUGUACUCUACUACAGCAAUGAUGCAGUAUUAAACAGUCAUGUUUUGAGACUUUUCUCAAUGGAUGAUUUGUGGAAUGCUUGUUAAGUGAAGACUGGAGGUGGGAACAAAUUGUUUAGUUUGUCAUGUUCUUCUGUAACUCCCCACAAGUUAUUGGGAAAAGGAUAAACAGCAUUACACAGGUGAAUCUGUGUAUGUCCUCUGUGGGUAGAUCUGUUACAAGGAAUAGCCAACCAACACCGCCUUCCUUCUCUCCACGCUACAGUCCCUGGACCUGUCCUCUUGAAAACAAGCCGAAAUAAUUUAUAUUUGUGAAAGCCACUCUUCACAUGAAAUGUACUGUAAAAAUGUUAAUAGACAUAUGUAUUAAACUUUCCUACAUUAUGAAAAG